CCAGUGUCUCCUGUCCCGUCUUUAUUUUGGAUCCGAGCUUGCGCACUGAGCGCCUCCAUUGUCUGGCCAGCAGCAGCAGCAGCAGCAGCAGCAGCGGCGGCGGAGCGGAGAGCAGCGGAGCGCCGAUCUGAGCGCAGGGGAGCGGCUCACUGUGACCCUGAUCUACGGGGAGAAAAGCGACCGCUGGCUGGAGACCCCCACGGACGACGACGUCACAUUUUUUUUGGGGGGGGGGGUGCAGGACAGACCGUCGUUUUGCGGCGGUCAGACAGACAGCAACAGUUGUCACGAUGUCUGAGAUCAGAUGAGGCGAGAGCAGCGGAGUGAACAUUGCGGCGCUGUUGUGAUUCGGGCCGAACGUGUUGCUGCCGCGUCCUGCCUGCAAUGAUACAGCCGUCUUAACCACCUGGGGCAGCAAGGGGAGUGUGGUGUCACCUACAUCUACGUGUCAUUCUGGGCUUUCGGCGUCACUCAGCUUGUCAGACCAUCCCCUGGUUGUGUCGAGGUCUUGUCUGCGGGUGAGGUGAAUCCAGACGUCAGGGCGGGCUCAUGUUCCGCUCAGCAGGGAAACGGGCUGUUGCGUCUGCAGAGAGUCAGAGCUGACGAGCCUGCUCAGACACACGGACAGACAGGCAGGCAGGCAGGCAGGCAGGCCGAGAGACAGACAGGAGCGAGGGGAGGGGGCGACAGCCUGUUUCGGCUCUCUCGACCCUUUGCGGAUCGAGCCGAGCCCCCUCCUGGUAUCCACCCAGAACCCCCACCCACUUGUCUCCCGCUUUGGAUGGGGGGUAAGCAGAGCACGGCGGGGCGUCCGGGUGCUUUUCCCGGUGUCUCCACCGAUGACAGCGCGGUGCCACCCUCGGCCCACUUCGGCCACUACCGGCCGAGUGGCACCAUGGGCCUGCGGAGUCGCUCGGUGAGCUCCGUGGCCGGGAUGGGCAUUGAUCACAGUGCCGCCGUGCCCUUCGGCUUCUACACCCCGAGAGGGACGGACUCUGAUCGAGCCGGAGGGGGGUCAGGUGGCACUACAGCCGCCCCCCACGGUACUGGCUUCCAGGACACUCGGGGCGGAGGUCACCACACGGACGGGGUACUCUAUUUGGGGUCCCGGGGGUCGCUGGCUGACACCUUGCCCCUGCACAUCGCACCCCGCUGGUUCAGCGCGCACAGCGGAUUCAAGUGUCCUGUCUGCUCCAAGUCUGUGGCGUCCAACGAAAUGGAAGUUCACUUCAUCAUGUGUCUAAGCAAGCCUCGCCUCUCCUACAAUGAUGAUGUGUUGGCGAGGGAUGCCGGUGAGUGUGUGAUUUGUCUAGAGGAACUGCAGCAAGGGGACACCAUAGCCAGACUGCCGUGCCUCUGCAUCUACCACAAAAGCUGUAUAGACUCGUGGUUUGAGAUCAAUCGGUCCUGCCCUGAACACCCCUCUGACUGACUGACCACCAGGCCCAUUAUGAACACUGUUCAAGGUGAGAAAAAGAACACACA
Molecule: messenger RNA, 1485 nt
Organism: Labrus bergylta (ballan wrasse)
Lineage: Eukaryota; Metazoa; Chordata; Actinopteri; Labriformes; Labridae
Source: RefSeq, a predicted model, not a curated record